This is a messenger RNA of Phlebotomus argentipes, 1470 nucleotides long. Its product is annotated as obg-like ATPase 1. The record is from RefSeq and is a predicted model, not a curated record. Gene Ontology annotation, molecular function: ATP binding; ATP hydrolysis activity; GTP binding. Gene Ontology annotation, cellular component: cytoplasm. Bases 148 to 1344 code for a protein of 398 amino acids. Lineage: Eukaryota; Metazoa; Arthropoda; Insecta; Diptera; Psychodidae. The transcript is spliced from 5 exons.
AUUGACGCGCUCUUUCCUUGUCACUUCACACGCGGCUCUUUUCCAAAGUAUCCGGAGACAAGUUCCUCUGUUUCUGCUGCAAACCCACUUCCAGGAUCUUGCCAGGAUCGCGAGGAAUCCGUGCUGAUCAUCUGAAAUCAAGGCGACAUGGCACCGAAGAAGGUUGAAGAGCCGGAGCGAAAGCCUCUGAUCGGGCGCGUCGGGACGAAUCUGCGAGUGGGAAUUGUUGGGGUACCGAACGUGGGCAAGUCCACCUUCUUCAACGUCCUGACCAAGAGUGCGGCUCCGGCCGAGAACUUCCCCUUCUGCACCAUCGAUCCCAACGAGAACAGAGUCCCGGUGCCGGACGCGCGCUUCGACUUCCUGUGCGAGUAUCACAAGCCGGCCAGCAAGGUGCCGGCGUACUUGAACGUCGUGGACAUCGCGGGCCUGGUGAAGGGCGCCGCCGAGGGCCAGGGCCUGGGCAACGCCUUCCUGUCGCACAUCAGCGCGUGCGACGCCAUCUUCCACCUGGCCAGAGCCUUCGACGAUGACGACGUGACGCACGUGGAGGGCGAGGUGAAUCCCGUGCGCGAUCUGGACAUUAUUUCCGAGGAGCUGCGCCUGAAGGACGUGGACAAGCUCAACAAGGACUUGGAGAAGCUGGAGAGAGCCGUCGUCCGGGGCAAUGACAAGAAGCUGAAGCCGGAAUAUGAUUCUCUGCUGAAAGUCAAGGGCAUCUUGUGCGACGAGAAGAAACACCUUCGAUUCGCCGACUGGACAGCUCACGAUAUCGAGGUGCUGAACAAGUAUCUCUUCCUCACGUCGAAGCCCGUGGUGUAUUUGGUGAAUCUGUCGGAGAAGGACUUCAUCCGGAAGAAGAACAAGUGGCUGAUAAAGAUCAAGGAGUGGGUGGACAAGAACGACCCCGGCGCCUCCAUCAUCCCCUUCUCCGGGCUGUUCGAGACGAAGUGGGCGGAGUUCGAGCUGGACGCCGAGCGCGAGGCGUACGCUGAGGAGCACAAGGUGCGCUCCGUGCUGGACAAGAUCAUCCUCAUGGGCUACAAGGCGCUGCAGCUGGAGUACUUCUUCACGGCCGGCGCGGACGAGGUGAAGGCGUGGACGGUGCAGAAGGGCACGAAGGCGCCGCAGGCGGCCGGCCGGAUCCACACGGACUUCGAGAAGGGCUUCAUCAUGGCCGAGGUGAUGCACUACGUGGACUUCAAGGAGGAGGGCAGCGAGGCGGCCACCAAGGCGGCCGGCAAGUAUCGGCAGCAGGGCCGCAACUACACCGUGGAGGACGGCGACAUCAUCUUCUUCAAGUUCAACGCCGGCGCCGGCCUGAAGGACGCCAAGAAGAAGUGACUGCUCGUCAUCUGCAUCGUCAUACUCACCUUCCUCUACGCCAACAUGAUCCUGUACGCGCAGAGCUUCUCGCACCAGCAGUGAGAAUGUGCGGAAAGUGCGGCAAUAAAUCGUCUUGCAUUUUCA